Messenger RNA from Penicillium angulare, 624 nucleotides. RefSeq names its product GFA family protein. Lineage: Eukaryota; Fungi; Ascomycota; Eurotiomycetes; Eurotiales; Aspergillaceae. The record is from RefSeq and is a predicted model, not a curated record. Bases 1 to 624 code for a protein of 207 amino acids. Gene Ontology annotation, molecular function: carbon-sulfur lyase activity. The transcript is spliced from 2 exons.
AUGGCUGAAAUGGGAAUCAAAAACUCCGAGCUCCCACUUCCAUCCCCAGCAUUAACAAAUAAUGUUCCAGAAAAUACCCUCGAACACGAAGAAUGGAAGCAUCGCCCACCAUAUCACAUACAAGGAGAAGAAGAAUUCGGUCCAGUGAAAUGGGAAGGAUCAUGCCAAUGUGGAAAGAUCACAUAUGCCUUGAAACGCGAGCGUCCUCUAAAUUCCAAGUUCUGCCACUGUCGAGGAUGUCAAGUCCUGCAUGGUGCACCGUUCCAAUGGGCAUCCAUCUUCCAUAAAAAUGAUAUCUCUUUCGCCAGGGGCUCCAGUGGUCUUGCCUUCUUUUCGUCCGCACACAACUCCACGAAAUAUGAGAUGCCCACUAAGGUGUCGUGUGACUUUUGUCAUACUUUGAUCAUGGAUGAGGGGCGUAAUGUGUGUUUGUUGUUUCCACAGUUGAUUCGGUUUAAAGGCUCGAGGGAUGAGCAAAGGAAACAGUUAGAGGCGUUUAAACCUUCAUGUCAUAUCUUUUAUGAACAGCGCAUGUUCGAUGUUACAGAUGGAACCCCGAAAUGGUCCGGGAUGAAUGAUUCUAGUCAGUUACUUGAUGAUUUGGGCCAACCUGUUAAACAAUAA